AUGUUAUAUAUACUGGACUUGGCGCUCCACUGCAUACUAGCUUCCAAGACCACACAGCUUUCAGGACCACACAGCUUCCAGGACCACACAGCCUCCAGGAUCACACAGCUUCCAGGACCACACCGCCUCCAGGACCACACAGCCUCCAGGACUACACAGCCUCCAGGACUACACAGCCUCCAGGACCACACACAGCCCAGGACUACACACACAGCUUCCAGGACCACACAGCUUCCAGGACCACACAGCUUCCAGGACCACACAGCUUCCAGGACCACACAGCCUCCAGGACUACACAGCCUCCGGGAUCACAGCUCAGUGAGAGGUAACUAUAUACCCAUACCUAGUAACUACAUACCCAUACCCAGUAACUACAUAUCCAGUAACUAUAUACCCAUACCUAGUAACUACAUAUCCAGUAACUAUAUACCCAUACCUAGUAACUACAUACCCAGUAACUAUAUACCCAUACCCAGUAACUACAUAUCCAGUAACUAUAUACCCAUACCCAGUAACUAUAUACCCAUACCUAGUAACUACAUACCCAGUAACUAUAUACCCAUACCCAGUAACUACAUAUCCAGUAACUAUAUACCCAUACCCAGUAACUAUAUACCCAUACCCUGUAACUAUAUACCCAUACCUAGUAACUACAUACCCAGUAACUAUAUACCCAUACCCAGUAACUAUAUACCCAUACCUAGUAACUACAUAUCCAGUAACUAUAUACCCAUACCUAGUAACUACAUACCCAUACCCAGUAACUACAUACCCAGUAACUAUAUACCCAUACCCAGUAACUACACCAGUAACUAUAUACCCAUACCCAGUAACUAUAUACCCAUACCUAGUAACUACAUACCCAUACCCAGUAACUACAUAUCCAGUAACUAUAUACCCAUACCUAGUAACUACAUAUCCAGUAACUAUAUACCCAUACCUAGUAACUACAUACCCAGUAACUAUAUACCCAUACCCAGUAACUACAUAUCCAGUAACUAUAUACCCAUACCCAGUAACUAUAUACCCAUACCUAGUAACUACAUACCCAGUAACUAUAUACCCAUACCCAGUAACUACAUAUCCAGUAACUAUAUACCCAUACCCAGUAACUAUAUACCCAUACCCUUGACUGUUGCUUGUCUCGCCUCAGUGACUGUUGCUUGUCUCGCCCCAGUGACUGUUGCUUGUCUCGCCUCAGUGACUGUUGCUUGUCUCGCCUCAGUGACUGUUGCUUGUCUCGCCCCAGUGACUGUUGCUUGUCUCGCCUCAGUGACUGUUGCUUGUCUCGCCCCAGUGACUGUUGCUUGUCUCGCCUCAGUGACUGUUCUCGCCUUGUGA
Messenger RNA from Homarus americanus (American lobster), 1341 nucleotides. RefSeq names its product SH3 domain-containing protein C23A1.17-like. The record is from RefSeq and is a predicted model, not a curated record. The coding region runs from base 1 to 1341 and encodes 446 amino acids. NCBI's taxonomy places the organism in Eukaryota, Metazoa, Arthropoda, Malacostraca, Decapoda, Nephropidae. The transcript has 3 exons.